This is a messenger RNA of Monodelphis domestica (gray short-tailed opossum), 10374 nucleotides long. RefSeq names its product solute carrier family 49 member 3 (gene SLC49A3). Gene Ontology annotation, cellular component: membrane. The record is from RefSeq and is a predicted model, not a curated record. Gene Ontology annotation, molecular function: transmembrane transporter activity. NCBI's taxonomy places the organism in Eukaryota, Metazoa, Chordata, Mammalia, Didelphimorphia, Didelphidae. Gene Ontology annotation, biological process: transmembrane transport.
ACCUGGCUGGGCACUCCAGCCCCUCCCUAGCAGAUCCCUGCCUCCCCAGCCUGAGUUGGCCCGGCUGGAUGGGUGGCGGCUGGGUUGCGUCAUGCUGUGAACACCCACGUGCGGCAUGGAGGAGGAAGGCUGGGGCCAGGCAGUGGGCACUGACGGAAGAAAUAGGUUGGGGGAUCCCGGGAGGAGCCGAAGGCCGGCCGAGGACUCUGACGUGAGCUCAGCCGGCCACAUCGGCUCCGCGCCGCUGCUGAGUUUUUGCCACCGGGCUCCAGAGAAAGUCUUUUCGCUAAGUCACUUAUUCUCGCGGGGAUGUCGGAAGCCUCUGCCUCUGAUAGCUCGGAGACUCCAACUCCGGAGAGCGCGGAGCCCAGCGCUCUGAGCGGACUGACCCGCUACCAGACCUACAAGCGGCGAUGGUUCUUCCUGGGGGUCGUCUCCUUGCUCAACUGUUCCAAUGCUAUGCUUUGGCUGAGUUUUGCCCCAGUUGCUGACAAAAUUUCUGACUACUUCCAACUCUCCAUGAUAGAGAUUAACUGGUUGUCACUCAUCUACCUGGUGAUAUCCAUCCCCUUUGGCAUAAUCGCUACAUGGUUCCUGGAUUCUUUUGGACUGCGAUGUUCGACGAUCCUGUGUGCCUGGUUGAAUGCCACUGGGAGCGUCAUCCGAGUGAUACCUUGCAUAGUAUCUUUGAAAAAUUACCAUUUCAUAUUUUUUAUGAUUGGCCAGAGCUUUUGUGCUGUGGCCCAGGUCUUGGUCAUCUUCUCUCCGGCCAAACUUGCAGCUUUGUGGUUCCCAGAGCACCAACGAGCUACUGCCAACAUGAUUGCAACCAUGUCAAAUCCUCUGGGCGUCCUCCUGGCUAAUGUGGGGUCUCCUGUAAUUGUGAAAACGGAGGAAGAUAUUCCAUUAAUGCUUGGAGUCUACAUGAUCCCUGCUGGUCUUGCCUGCUUCCUCGCCAGUGCCUGCAUUUGGGAAAGUGUCCCUCCAACUCCUCCAUCCAUGGGAGCUGUCACCUCUACCUCAGAGCCUUUUCUUACAGGAAUGUGGAUGCUCCUUCGGAACAAGGCAUACAUCAUCUUGGCCCUGUGCUUUGGAGGCGGCAUUGGUGUUUUCACAGCUUUCUCUGCCCUGCUGGAACAGAUCCUCUGUGUGAAAGGCUAUUCCAAUGAAUUUUCUGGCCUCUGCGGUGCCCUGUUCAUCCUGUUUGGGAUUAUUGGUGCUUUGGUUCUUGGCCUCUACGUGGAUAGGACUAAACAGUUCACUGAAGCCACCAAGGUUGGAUUUUGUCUGACCACAUUAGCCGCUAUUGCUUUUGCUGUGGUAUCUCAGUUCCAGAAGCAGAUGGUAUUGAUAGCUGUGGUUUCCUCUCUGUUUGGAUUCUUUGGUUUUUCCAUUUGCCCAAUUUCCUUUGAGUUAGCUGUUGAAUGUUCCUAUCCAGUGGGAGAAGGCGCUUCCACAGGCUUGGUCUUUGUGAUAGGACAAAUUGAGGGUGUCAUCAUAAUGGUCCUGUUACAAGCCCUGACCAUACAGCGCAGUGCCCCUGGCCCUUCCACAUGCCAGCUGCAGGCAGACACCACUCUGGACUGGACAAACUCUGUGUUGUUGCUGGCUGGGCUAACCUGUAUCUACAGCUGCAUCUUCGUUGUUUUCUUCCGCACACCAUAUAAGCGGCUUCUGGCAGAAGGCAAUUCUACCUACAGGACCCACGGGACAGGAAAGGAUGAGGAAUGUGGGUCUUCAGCCAGUGUUCCAGACAUGCUUCAGUCUUAGCUUCCUGCUACUCCCCAGCACUUGGACCAGACUUCUAGUUUUAUAAUUUGUUUCUCAAAAACAGCUGAAAAUUUUUGGCAGAAAACAUUUUCUGAAAACUUUUAUUGCUCUUCUUCCUACCCCAAUGGUAUUCUCUGACAAGGGAGAUACCAAGCUGGGCAUGCAUUGUUUUUUGUUUUAAACCCUUACCUUCCAUCUUGGAGUCAAUACUGUGUAUUGGCUCCAAAGCAGAAGAGUGGUAAGGGCUAGGCAAUGGGGGUCAAGUGACUUGCCCAAGGUCACACAGCUAGGAAGUGGCUAAGGCCAGAUUUGAACCUAGGACCUCCUGUCUCUAGGUCUGGUUCUCAAUCUACUGAACUACCCAGCUGCCCCCCAUGCAUUGUUAAAGGAAUGAUGCUCUGUUUGAUACAACCAAAGCAGUUUUGGGGGAAUGGUAUCUAUACAAAAGACAGGUGGAAAACGCUCUAUGCUGAGCACUAGGAAAAGACCUCACAUUGGCAAUGAGGACUAGGGGGACAGACUUUUUAUUGGUUAAGGAGAGACUUCACACCAAGUAACUGGGGAAAGAGUUCUGUAAACCUUAAAAUUUCCCAGACCCUACUUUAUAAGAUUGGGUUAAGACCUUUCCCCAUUUGGGCAGGAAUGUGAGAACUCUACUUUACCUACUUGGGUCUGCCCUAGGGGAAGAUAAAGUUGUAAACUCUUUUCUGAACAAUGAAAAGUACUUAAACCCAUACUUUUCUUAAGCUAAGUACCUAUAAAGGUCAAGCAACUUGUGAAUUUACAAGGAACAAAGAACUGGAAAACUUACUCAGAGCUUUCCUGGUGUGAAUUACUCAAAAAUCCACACCUUCUUAGGUGUGGACUAAGAAUGGGCGGUCCUUUAGAAACAUCUACAGUGAUUGGUAGAUGUAAGGACUUAAGGGAGGUGACAGAGAAAAUUUUGCCCUUAAAAAUAAGAGCUCAGGGAAGAGCUGGGAAGUCAUUCUGAAACAUUCAGAUUGGAGAGACUCAUUCUGAGGAGACUGAUUCUGAAACAUUCAGAUGGAGGAGGGAGCUGACAAAAGCAGCUGAGAUGCUGCCGGCCUGGUGUCAUUAGAAAUCCUUACUUAGACAGACCUUGUGGUGAGUGUUAAAAAACUGAUUCCUUUCUUACUCUCUCUCUCCUUCUUUGAUUACUCAUUGUAUUGUUAAUUAAAAAUCUCUAUAAAACCCAAAUGACUUGGGUAUUUGAAUAAUUGGGAAUAUUUCCCUGGCGACCACCUUAUAUUUGAUUUUAAACCCAAGACACUGUAGUGAAACAUAUUUCUGAGGUCAAAUUUACUCACCCUCUCUUAUAUCUAUCACAAUUUAUAUCUCCCACUAUUUUAAUCACUACAGUUUAAGACCGCAACCAUUUUAAAUCUCACAGUUCAGACCGUAUACUCAGGAGAGAAUCCAUACUGAAGACUUUUCAUAUUUGGCACCAAGGGGAAGGAUUUCAUAUGGGAGAUAGAGGCAGAGAGUGGAGAGAAAUUGUAAGAGGAAUGGGAGAGAGGGAGAGGGAGAGGGAGAGUCUUCCAAGUAUUUUCUCAUUUGGUCCUUUCAGAAACCCUGCAAGGUAGGCAAUAUUAUCCUCAUUUUAUAGGUGGAGGGAGAGAGACCAUGACAUGUACUAAGGAGAGUCUUCACAUCCAGGAACUAGAAACAUUCUAAACACUUAGGAGAAGCUCCAUGCCAGAGUUUGGGAAGGAUCAAACUAUAGAUGGAAUGAGCCAGUUGGAAUUUGGGACAAAAAUUCUAAGCUACUGUGCCCAUAGACUGAAACAGCACUGGUGGUGAGGUCAACCUAUCUUCGAGUUCUCAGCAUGGAAGAAAAACUCUCUUUACCAGAUUCUUCCCAGCCUGGGAACAUAGCAGGCUUCUCCCAAAUGAGGAUCCAGUCAUGAUCUAGUCCAAGGUCCUUUUCUGAAAGAUCCUAUGACCAGCUAGAAACCAGGAAGCUAAAGGAUAUUUGAGUAAGCCUUGUUUGGUGAUCAGGGGGCCCUCAGAUUUUAGGUAAAUCCCAAUAUGUGAGGACAUGUCUGUAAACCUUAAAAUUUCACAGACUUAUGAAUGUCAAAAAUUUUACUCCACAUUGAGGAAUCCUCCAAUUCCCUACUUGAAAUAAUUCCCUACCAGAUAGUGAGAACUCUACUUGAAUGUGAAAACUCCUUGCUAUGGGAGGACCUCAAUUCCACCCAUACUUAAGACUGCUUUAGGGCAGAAAACUCCUUGCUAAACAAUGAAAGUACUUGAAAACCAUACUUAUAAAGGAAAGGAGUUCUUUGAGCCAUGCCUGUUUUUGGAAUUGAUACAAUGGGAUGCUAGGUGCCUAUAAAGGUGGGGCAACUUGUAAACUACUUAGACCUAAAAGGUGAAAACUUACUCAGAGGUUUUCUCUUAAUGAAAUUAGUCAACACAGCAGCAUUUUUUUUCUGACUUACUAAAGAGAUUAAUCUACUCAGCUGUGAAUUCAAAAUGGGCUGUCUUUUGGAAAACAUCUACAGUGAUUGGUAGAUGGAAAAACUUAGGGGAGGGGACAUAGGAGAUUUUGCCCUUAAAAAUAAGAGCUCAGAGAAGAGCUGGAGGUCAUUCUGAAACAUUCAGAUUGAGGAAGGACUGAUUCUGAAACAUUCAGAUGGAGGAGGGAGCUGGUGAAAGCAGCUGAGAUGAUGCUGGCCUGGUGUCACUAGAAUCCUUGCUUAAGCAGACCUUGUGGUGAGUGUUAAAAGACUGACUGACCUCUCUCUCUUAAGACUCAGGUCUAGGCCAUGUUGGCUUAAGGACCUUCAUACUUAUUUCCUUUUUCUCUCUCUCUUUUCUUUAAUUCCACAUUUGUAUUAAUUAAAAUCUCUAUAAAACCCAGUUGACUUGGGUAUUUGAAUAAGUGGGAAUAUUUCCCUGGUGACCACCUUAUAUUUGAUUUAAAAACCAAGACACUGUAGUGAAACAUAUUUUCUGCGGUCAAAUUUACUCACUCUCUCUUAUAUCUAUCACAAUUUAUAUCUUCCACCAUUUUAACUCACUACAUGUCCUUUAUCCUGUGCAUAUGACCAUAGGGGGAAAGGAACAAGCAUGUAGGAAGUCCCUCCUAAAUGUCAGCCACUGGGCUAAGUGUUUUCCAACUAUUUUUUUCAUUUGAUCCUCACAGAAACCCUGUGAGGUAGGUGCUAUUAUUAUCCUCAUUUUAUAGUUAAAAAAAAAAAACUGAAGCAAAGGUAACUUUCCAGGGUCACACAGCUAGUAACGGAGGCCAUUUGAACUCAGGAUUUAUGAACCCACAUCGAGAGUUCUAUCUUCUGUGCCACUCAGCUGCCUCAAUAGGACUAGAGUACAAAAGUGUUCUCCACCACUUAUGUGGAAAGAUUGGAGCAGCUAGGUGGCACUGUGGAAGGAAUGCCAGACCUGGAGUCAGGAAGACUCAUCUUCCUGAGUUCAAAUCUGGUCUCAGACACAUACCAGCUGUGUGACUCUGGGCAAGUCACUUAACCCUUUUUGCCUCAGUUUCCUCAUCUGCAAAAUGAGAGGGUUGUACAAGAUCUCUAAUGUGCCUUCAUGUUCUAAAAAUCCAUAAAAACAUGGUCCUCUGCUCUAGAUUAGGUUUUAUUAUGUUUCUAUAUUGUCACACCCAGGACAAGACUCCCAUGGAGUCAGUGACCCUAAGGACAAGUUCUGUUGAAAACUAUUGAUCUCCCCCUCUCAGGACCCUAUUAUACAGGCUUGGGGGACCCAGGGCAGGCUAGGGGACUAGAUGUAUUAUAGAACUAGGGCUCUCCUAGCUCAGAACUAAUGGGACUUAUUCUAGGGCUACAUGUGGACAGUCAAGUCAGGACUCUUUUUACUGAUUAGCCUUUAUUGAAUGAAUGGUGUUCACCCCAUUCUUCUUACUCUUCCUUCUCUUCGCCAUGGGUGAUGACAUAGCUCAAAGCUUUGUAGUCCAGGUUUCCAGCUGCAUCAAUGGAGGCAAACUGGAACAUUUGGUCAACCUGUGGGAGUUUUGGAAACAAGAUCAUGUCAGGACAUUCAUUUUGGGGCCACAUCACUUCCUGUAUUGAAGCGGGAGGAAUAGCAAUGGUAGAUCAGACUGCAAAGCAUGUUAGGGUCAAGACAGACCUGAUGCUGGCAUGUUAGAGAGAGAAGGGUUUUAUGGUUGUGUGGGAACAACAGGAGAGAGAUCAGUGGAGCAGAGACUACCAUUAUCAUUUCACUGGGCUCUUGGAUGGGGGAAGCCAAAGUGAAGCAUGUUCCAAAAUGGUUUCUUUCACUAACUUUAUUUGUAGGCUUGCUAGAACUGACAGAGGAGAAACAGGAAUGCUGGUAGUUGAGGCUUACUAGCCUGAUCACGCAGGCACAGGCUUUGUUCCAUUUUGUUGGUCCAGACAUAUGAUUUUAUCAGUAUAGGGAAUUCUCAGAGUAGAAAUUCACUCCAUUGAUGUAGCUUUGCAACUUAGUCUUAGAGACUUUCCCUGGGGCCACUGAAAGGCUAAAUGAUUGGGCUGGGAUUCCACAGCUAGGAUGUGCCAAAAGCAAAGCUUGAACUCAGUGCUUCCCAAUAUCAGUACCCAAUAUGCCAGGUUGUCUCUAUUGGCUCACACAGCACUAGGAAAAGGUAAGCAAUUGCUGUUCUCUGAGCUAGUAACAGACUGAGAGAAUGAACAGGUUCAAGAAGGGUUUUUAGAUGAGUCCUUGAAUAGCAGCACCAGAGCAGAUUCAUAAGGGAGAAUAGUGGGGCAGCUAGGUGGCACGGUGGAUAGAGUGUCAGGCCUAGAAUCAAGAGGACCUGGGUCCAAAUGUGGCCUCAGGCACUUUCUAGCUGUGCUACCCUGGAACAAAUCACAUAACCCUGUCUGCUUAGCCUUUGACUUCUGUCUUAGAAUUGUUACCAAGAAAGUACAGGUUUAAAAGGGAGGAGGGGGAAUAUGAAGUGUCUAAGGGAAGGUAAGAACAAUGGAAUUGGAGGUAUAGUCAUGUUCUCACCAGGGACAGACCCUGAACUGGGAGGAUAGAGAUGGAGGUAUGGAGCUGGGGUAAACUUGUCUUAGCAAAAUGUUGAUUUGUUCAAGUUCAGAGGAUAUUUUGAUAAACAGGAUCUUCUCAAGUCCUUAAAAAGUUUACUCUCAAGUAAUAGGCCCCUGUGCACUACAGUUUACUCAGCAAACAUUUCCCACUCGAGCCCAAACUCUCUGGAUUGUCUUAUAACCAGGGGCCACUAAAGCAUUACUUUCUGAAGACCUUAAGUCUCCACAUGAUUUCCACGUCAUCAUUUGUUGUUGUCCCCCCUCCCCCCCGGGUUAUUCUAUAGUUUUACAUUCUGGAUUUCUCCUCAAUGAUUCACUCUAGUUAUAUUUAAUAAAGAGAUAUUGUUUACAUAUUUUAGUGGUCUUACUUAUAGUAAAUGAAUAGUUUUCUAAGAAAACUGAAGCCAUUGUGUGUUUGUGUGCAAUAACUUCAAAUGUUAAGCAUGUUUUUACUAAAGGUAUGAUGGAAACUAAAGAAGAGACACAGGGAACUCAGAGGGAAAGCUGAAGGAAAAAGUCAAAGACCCAGAGUGGCACAGCAAAAGGAACCAAACACCAAGCCCCAAAUCCAUACAUGGAAAAUUGGCAAAGGGCUCUGGUUCCAUUGUUGAGAUCUAUAUUAGGAAGAAUCACAUAAUUUUAGGCUAAAUCAGAAUUGGAAGUAACUUCAAAGGUCAUCUAUUCUAAAUCACCCGUGAAUCCCAGCUACAUCCCUGAUGACUGGCCACAGCCUCUACUUAAAUAUUUCUAGGAACAGAAAAUUCAUUAUCUAUCAAGGUCACUUUUCCCACUUUAGACAUAGUUCAUAAUUGUUAGGAAGUUCCUUCUUAUAGCAAGUCAAAAAUCUGCCUCUGCAAGUUCUGUCCAUUUCUUCUAAUUCUGUUCUCUAGAACCAAGUAAAUGAAGUCAAUCCCUCUUCCAUAAAUCCUCCACCAAUGCCUCCAUGUUUUGUAGAAGUCACUCCAGGAUUGCAGAGGUAUUGUCAACCCAAUGCCAUCUCUGUGGAAGGCUCCAAGACUAAACCAGAGAGAGUUUGAGUAGAGAUCUAGGUCCAGACUAUGUGACACAAAGAUUCUAGCUAACUUGGUAAAGGCAUUUCACCAAGAAGUUGUCUCUUUAGUCAUCAAAUUUUCUUGACUACAGUUAACUCAUGAAACAGAUAAAUCUAGAAAAUGGCUAUUAGUCCUGUGCAGUGUCCUGUUUCUGUUUCAAUACAUUGGUGGGAAAGGGAGUAUGGAAUGCUAAAAAGAACAAUUUUAGGCAUGUCUGAAUAGUUGAACUUUGUAUUUAUUAACAUGAAGUCUUUAGUGUGACUAGUGAAUGAAUGUGCAAUUGGAUGAACUGAACCAUAUCCAUAAUGGCAUUUUCAUUACAAAAGAAACUAAAAUAUACAGAAACAAGUUGCAGUUAAAUGGCAGGAUGGCUCACAGAAACUCUGAAGGAAAGCAAGGAAGAGUUAGCCUAGCUUUACUAUGUGCCCUUAGCCAUGAAAAAAAAUUCAUGGGACUCUUGGCCAUCUUGCUUCGUAUUGUGGAUGGUAAAAGCAAAAUCAAAUGGUCCACCCAAAGGAUAACUGCCAUUUGUGUGCAAAAAUCCAUUGCAGAGAAUGAGUAGAGAAAUGCUAUGAAGAACUUGGUAAAAUUCUCCAUAUCAACAUAUUCGUGGAUACUUGGUGACUCCAGUAUGAAAAUGGGCAUGGGAAAAAUAUAGUGAAGAGUUAGAAGAUGACCAAAAAACAUUUUAAAAAAUAUAAUUCCAAAUCAAGAAAUAAAAGAUAGCAAAGCUUUGUAGAUUAUGCAGAAGCCUCACUUCAUCCUUAAUACUUUAAGAUAAGAAUCAGGUGUUGAACCUAAUACUAAAUAACAUCCCCAAGGUGCAAUUUGCUCUAAAGACUUAUCAGUGUGGUAAACAUUUUUGGAACAAGCUAUCUGUGAGUAAGUAAAGUAGAUCAUUGAUUAGCUCAAGAAAAAAGAGCCAAUUUUUUUAAAAGGGCAAAGAUGAGAAAAAGAUACCUCCUGUAAUGACAAUAGCUCUCACUUGACCUAUUUAAAUAAGCUGUUUCUCUAAAAAAUGGAAAGUGGGGAAAAACAAAUAUAUUGACUGAUUACUGCCUUUUCUUAGAGAAGCUUGACUAGAGUAAAAAGAAAAUGAGGCACAAAAUGCCUCGAAAACACUCCUCUUCCUUGCCAAAGAGAAAUACAGGUCCUCCUAGGACAACAUCAGUGUAGAACACAUGAUUUAGAAAACACUGGGGAAGAGGAGGAUUAAAGAGAAUGAGCAGAAUUGCCACACAAAACAACAAAAAGCAGUUGAGAAGAAAAAGCCUGCAGAAAAACUGAGUAUGAGAAUGGACUAAGCCAUAUCACCAUAAGAACAUGUAAGGGAAACCACAGGAGGAUAACAAAUCUGCCAGCGUUUCUAUAACUUGUCUAGUCUCCUCCACAACUGAACCCCCUUUUAGAUCAGUUAGUCAAAAACAUUUAUUAAGUGCUUCCUGUGUGGCUGGUACUCUGCCUCCCUCACCAACCCCUGACAGAACUCUCUCAAGGAAGAGAGACAAAUUUAGUGAUGGUGAGAUUCAGAUAAAUAUGAUUAGAUGGAAUCUGCUUUUUAUAACUCUCACUGCUCACUUAUUAGUGGUACUUGAUACAAAGAAGGAACUAGCCCCCAAACCACAACCCUAAGUGAGUCAAACAUCUCCAGUGAUGCAUUGAUUUAUCUAUCUAUGCAUGUAUGCAUGAUGAUGUUCCAACUGGAAAAGGAAACUCAGAGAAAAGGCUACUACCAUCAUGGCUCUCAGCCCCUUUGUUUACUGCCAAAACAUGGAAACGUACAGGUUCCAACAGAUGCUGACUCUCCUACCCUGAAACAGAGAGCUCAUCCCAAUACUGAUGCCUACCAUGCAUAAGCAUGUUUCUUACUUACCUUGGUUCCAGGCUACCAUCUUUUGCCAUAUGCCAGCUAACUGCCUCCGUCCUGCCUCUCCUAAAUACCUAAUGGGGAACUGCAAUCAAUUGCCCUCCUGGUGGUCCCUGUAGCCAAUGAGAGAACUGGAGGGAAUCUUUUUAGGUAAACAGCAGCACCUGUGGUUCUCUUCCUCUGCCAGGCUCCUAAUAAUGCUAUUCCUUCAGGAUUUAUGUACUUAGUGAGGCAACUUAGUGGCUUUUCCUUAAGAAAAUUAAGUCUAAAAAAUCAACUGGCCCUGACAAACAAUCCUAAGGAAAUCCAACUGAAUUUUAAAAGUGCUCAGAUAUUGGUUUUUCAAGGGAUUGCAAAGAGGGGUAAGAUUCCAAAAGAAUGGGAAAAUCAGACAAUAUAUUUUUUUGUUACUAAAAAAGAAUAGCAACUAUUAACUCAUUCCUAUGUUCUCCUCUCCUCUAUAGCAACUAUUAACUUAUUCCUAUGUUCUUCUCUCCUCUUUAUGAGAAUAGGCUAUGUAUGUAUUAUGGCUAUGCUAAAAAACAACAAAAGGGAUCAUGUUUCAGAUAUGAUUUUCUAUGAAAAAUGCUUUGUAUAAUCACAGAACUGACUGAAAGGUGUACAUAAUAAAAGAUCCUGCUCUCUG